CUUCUGACCGGAAAACUUAAAUGAUGAGUGUUCAGACCCCACCCACACUACAGAAGCUGGCAAUUCAGAGUUUGAUGAAAGAUGAGGCUUUGGCCAUGUCCUCUCUACAGGAGCUGCCCCCUGGGCUCUUCCCAGAACUGUUCAAGGAGGCCUUCUCUGGCAGACACAUCAAGCUCAUGGCGGCAAUGGUGGCAGCCUGGCCUUUUCCCUGUCUUUGUGUGGGGGCAUUGAUGAAGAUCCCUAACCUAGAAACAUUUCAGGCUGUUCUAGAUGGAGUAGACAUGCAACUGAAAAGAGAGGUCCACCCCAGAAGGACAAACCUGCAGGUUCUCUACCUGAGAAAUGUGCACCAUGCCUUCUGGAACAUAUGGGCUGGUGCAGAGGACAGCAGCUGUUCAGCAGAGAUCUUGGACAAAAAGCAAGAAGUGAACCCAGUCCAACCCAGAUAUGCACUGAGGCAGCGUCUGAAGGUCAUAGUUGACCUGUGCAUCAGGUCCUGCCUCAAUGAAAUACAAGCAAACUUCUUGAAGUGGGCCCAGCAGAGAAAGGGCUCCCUACAUUUCUGCUGUACAAAGAUGAAGAUCUGGGGUCUGUCAGUCAAAUUUAUCAGAGAUAUCUUGAAUGUUUUUGAUCCUGAGAGCAUCACAGAAUUAGAACUGAAUAUCAAGUGGACUCUGUUACAACUGACACAUUUUGCUCCCUACUUUGAGCGAUGAGAAAUCUUCGCAGUCUUCCUGGCACCCCUCACAAGAUCACAUUCCAUACAUACUUUCAAUAGAACAAGAGCUCAAGAAGUCAAGUGUAUCAACAAGUUUAUUUCUCAGUUCUCCCAAUUCAACUGUCUUCAGCAUCUCUUCAUGAAUCGAGUACAUAUUCUCAGAGACCAGAUGAUUCAGGUCCUAGGGUGCCUGAUAAUGCCCUUGGAGAGCCUUUCCAUAACUCACUACCAAAUUUCACAGAGAGACUUGGAUUCCUUCUCCUGCAGUCAGAGCCUAUUUCAGCUAAAACAUAUGAAGAUGAGAAGUGUAGUCUUACUAGACUUGGACCUUUUGCCUCUUAGUGGUCUCCUCAUGAAAGUGGCAGACACUCUUGAGAUUCUGUAUUUUCAGGAGUGUAGGAUGAAGGACUCCCAGCUCAGUGCCCUCCUACAUGCCCUCACACAAUGCUCUCAGCUCACCAAGAUCAACUUCUACAACAAUGAUUUCUCCAUGCCCAUCCUUAAGGACUUUUUGCAGCACACAGUCAAUUGGAGCAAGAUGAAUGUAGAACAAUACCCUGCCCCUCUGGAGUGCUAUGAUGAGUUGGCUCAUGUCUCUGCAGAAAGAUUUGCCCUACAUUGUCGGGAGCUCAUGGAUACACUCAGGACAAUAAGGCAGCCCAAGGACAUCUCCUUUGCUACAGAUAUCUGCAGAUUAUGUGCUGAGUGCUGUGUCUAUGACAAGGUGUCCAGACUUUGCCAUUGCUGGCAGUAA
Apodemus sylvaticus (European woodmouse) is the source of this 1472-nucleotide messenger RNA. Its product is annotated as PRAME family member 12-like. The transcript is spliced from 3 exons. Gene Ontology annotation, biological process: negative regulation of apoptotic process; negative regulation of cell differentiation; negative regulation of DNA-templated transcription. Gene Ontology annotation, cellular component: cytoplasm. The record is from RefSeq and is a predicted model, not a curated record. Lineage: Eukaryota; Metazoa; Chordata; Mammalia; Rodentia; Muridae.